GGUAGAGAAGACUACUGUGGGGUUUCAACAUGGCUAAAGUUACCAGAAAGUUGAAGGGAUCUAGCAAAGUUAUGGAGCAAUCAAACCCAAGCACAGAACAAUUAAUCUCAAGCACAAAAGGGAAGAACAAGAUGAAGAAAUCCUGUCAACCCAGGGCCAGAAAAGGGGGCAAGGUGAAGAAGAUACAGAGGGUGAUAAAACGACUGCUUCAUGGGAGUUCAAGAAAAAAAUCGUCUAGUACUAGUACAGAAAUUCCACAAAAGGUAAAAAGAGUGAAAAGAGCCAAGAAUCGGCCACUAGCAAAGAUUGAGUAGGAGCCAAAGCACUCAGGCCAGGCCCAAGAUGCUGUAAAAAAAAAUGACACUCCUACAAGAUACAACAGCAUAAUGAAACAGCGAUGGUGGUAAUUAAAACAAAAUCAACAUGUUAUGAAAAACCCUUUA
Messenger RNA from Homo sapiens (human), 443 nucleotides. RefSeq lists its product as uncharacterized. The transcript has 2 exons. Lineage: Eukaryota; Metazoa; Chordata; Mammalia; Primates; Hominidae. The coding region runs from base 30 to 314 and encodes 94 amino acids. The record is from RefSeq and is marked validated.